Messenger RNA from Abrus precatorius (Indian licorice), 756 nucleotides. RefSeq names its product gluconokinase. Gene Ontology annotation, cellular component: cytoplasm. Gene Ontology annotation, molecular function: gluconokinase activity. Bases 193 to 756 code for a protein of 187 amino acids. The record is from RefSeq and is a predicted model, not a curated record. NCBI's taxonomy places the organism in Eukaryota, Viridiplantae, Streptophyta, Magnoliopsida, Fabales, Fabaceae. The transcript has 4 exons.
GUAAGGCACGCUAAGUUAAGCGCUUACCUCUAUUUAUUUGCCAUUCCAAUGGGCUUCAAAUGUGAUCCCCAAACCCCAAUUUUAUGAUUAUGUCUUCAUUCUUAUAUAUUUCUUAAGCCUCUCUCUGUUCUUCAUUUCUCAAAGUCAAACUACACCAUUUCUGAUCUCUGCAUCCCAAUCCAACAGAUCAACAUGGCUUCCACCGACGGUGCAAUUAUCGUGGUUAUGGGAGUCAGCGGGGCUGGAAAAACCACAAUAGGUCGGAGGCUGGAAAAAGAGACCAAGUAUAAAUAUUUUGAUGCAGAUGACUUUCACUCGGAAUCAAACAAAGAAAAGAUGCGUUUGGGAAUCCCACUUACCGAUGAAGACAGGAUGCCAUGGCUUGAAUCACUACGUGAUGUCAUAAAAGAACACUUAAUUAACAAAAAGGGUAUGAUUCUUGGUUGUUCUGCUUUGAAGAAGCAAUACAGAGAAAUAUUUAGAUCAGCUGUGUUGGAUUAUAAAUGGGGGAGCUAUUCGAGUGCUGUUACCUUCAUUCUCUUGGAUGCUCCUGCUGAAGUGCUGAGUGUUAGGUUAAUUAAGAGAGCUGCAGAAGGAAACCAUUAUAUGCCUGCAUCUCUUCUGCAAUCUCAGUUGGAUUUGCUUCAGAUUGAUGAGUCUGAGGGAAUACUUAGAGUUGAUGCCACUUUAAGGCCUCAAUCCAUUGUAAACGCCAUUCUAAACAUGCACCGCUUUAAGGGCUGUUUUCAAUCAUGA